AUGGUGAAUGAUAAUGCUACCUCUGGGUUUGUUCUCCUGGGCUUCCCGAGCCCAGCAGCCCUGCAGGUGGCAUGGUUUGUCCUCUUCCUUGCCGUCUACCUGGUGACUCUGACAGGAAAUCUGGGGGUGCUCCUGCUGAUCCGAAGCGACCCAUGCCUACACACCCCCAUGUACUUCUUCCUAAGCCACUUGUCCCUCCUGGACAUCUGCUACUCCUCCACCAUCAUCCCUCAAACCUUGCUGAGCUUCUUCCUGGAGAAGAAGGUCAUUUCCUUCGCGGGUUGCGCUGCUCAGCUCUUCUUCUUUGCCACCUGUGCCACCGCUGAGUGCUACCUGCUGGCUGCCAUGGCUUACGAUCGCUACCUGGCCGUUUGCAAGCCUCUGCUCUACUCACUGAUCAUGUCCCAGAAGCUUUGUGUGGAGAUGGUGGUCGGUGCCUACCUGGCUGGCCUGAUCAGCUCCAUCAUCCACACCGUUUCCAUCUUCCACCUGCCCUUCUGCUGCUCCAAGAGGGUCGAUCAUUUCUUCUGCGAUGGGCCCCCUCUGCUAGCCCUCUCCUGCUCUGGCACUCACCUCAGCGAGGUCACCAUUUCUGCUGUGGUGGCCUUCAACGUCCUGAGCACCACAGUCUUCAUCUUAGCCUCCUACUUGCUGGUCCUCUCCACCGUCUUGAGGAUCCGCUCCACGCCUGGUCGGCACAAAGCCUUCUCCACCUGUGCUUCUCACUUGGUCUCCAUUGCUUUGUACUACAGCAGCUCCCUCUUUGUGUACCUGCAGCCCAGCUCCAGCCACCCUUUGGAGCAUGAUAAGGUGGUCUCCAUAGUCUACUCUGUUGCAAUCCCCAUGCUGAACCCCUUCAUCUACAGCCUAAGAAACACAGACAUGAAGAACUCCAUGAGGAAAGCAAAAGGCAGAGUCCUCUCCUCCCUGCCCAACCACAGCUCCUGGUCAACUGAAAGGCUACCCUGA
This is a messenger RNA of Pogoniulus pusillus (Red-fronted tinkerbird), 969 nucleotides long. Its product is annotated as olfactory receptor 5AU1-like. Gene Ontology annotation, molecular function: odorant binding; olfactory receptor activity; G protein-coupled receptor activity. Gene Ontology annotation, biological process: sensory perception of smell; G protein-coupled receptor signaling pathway. Bases 1 to 969 code for a protein of 322 amino acids. Lineage: Eukaryota; Metazoa; Chordata; Aves; Piciformes; Lybiidae. Gene Ontology annotation, cellular component: membrane. The transcript has a single exon. The record is from RefSeq and is a predicted model, not a curated record.